Molecule: messenger RNA, 1830 nt
Organism: Gambusia affinis (western mosquitofish)
Lineage: Eukaryota; Metazoa; Chordata; Actinopteri; Cyprinodontiformes; Poeciliidae
Gene: ifngr2
Product: interferon gamma receptor 2
Exons: 7
Coding region: 80-994 (304 amino acids)
Molecular function (GO): protein binding
Source: RefSeq, a predicted model, not a curated record
GAAGAAGUUCGUCAAUGGUUUAAGUCAGGUGACUGCAUUUCCUGUAUUUCAGUGUGAACGUUUGGUGGAGACAUGUUUUAUGGAAAUGUUGGUAAAUAUGGGCCAUUGGAGACGGUUAUGUCCUUCGACUGAUCUUUUUCACCCGAACUUCUUUAUCCUGGUUCUGUUCUGCGUAGUUUGGCCCGCAGCAGAUGCGUUCAAGACGCCAUCGCCGAUCGACGUUGUGAUCGACCAUUCAAGGGUGAACUGGAACUCAACAGCGAGUGACGUGACGUUUACUGUCGAGUUUCACGACUUUGAGUCUGAUUGGACGCCCAUAGAGACGUGCAGAGAGACGCGCUUCACUUCCUGUGAUUUGACUUUGGAGGAAAGCGACAGCUGCAUUCGGCAUCGUGUUACAGCUCGGAGAAACGGGGUUCAAUCUGAGCCUGUGGAGGCCUGCAGCAGAGACGGCCAUGCGUGCUCGCCGAACUUCACUCUGACCGCAGCGCCCGAAUCCCUCAGAGUCAAUCUGAAGAGAAACCACAAUCUGCAUUAUGAGCAUGCAGACAUCCUGAAAUAUCGGAUCUACUUUUGGAAAAAAGGAGAGCAACUGAAGAAUCACAGAGUCACCUUGUCGACAGAGUUAAUCGGUGGUUUGGAAGUGGGUGAGACGUACUGUGUGAUGGUGCAGUUUGCUCUUCACUGGAAGCCAUACGGUCCAUCCAGCUGUAUGCAGUGUGAAACCAUCCCUAGCUCCAGUGGAUCAAAACAGACACAGAUCAUCGUCAUCUGCUUUGUCGUUUUGUCGACCGUUCUAUUAGUUGUUUUCGCCUACGUCCGCCUCUUCAAAUUCAAGAAAAUCAAAGAGAUCCUCCAACCUCCGUACACGAUCCCACCGACUUUCAAAGAGGAGCUUCCGGGGCGCAACUACCCGUUCGUGGCCGUGGGUCUCUCUGAGGAACAUUACGACGUUGUUUCCGAUUUAACUCCAAAUCAGCCCAGAGGAGUCUGACCUUCACUUCCUGCUGAGGAUGAAAACUUUACAAAUCUUCUUCUUUCAUGGAGCAGCGCUCCUAUCUAAGUCCUGGCAGGUGAAACUGUUCUAGUCCAGAAAAUGGAGGAGGAUCUGUUAAAAACAGGCCUCAACCAGCAGCUGUUUUCACUUUUUAGUGUUUAUUUCUGUUAAAUACUGAAGAUUAGCUGGACUGCUGCUUCCCCAGAUUCAUCAGCAGAUGGACCAAAGGUGGGUAGAGGAGCCAGAAACUGUAUCAAAGUAAGAGUAGCACUGCUUAAAAAUAUUUUUACUCAAGUAAAAGUAAAAAGUAGCCAUCCAAGAAAUGACUCAAGUAAGAGUAAAUAAGUAUUUAAUAAAAAGGCUUCUAAGUAACUGAUCAGAAUAUCUGAUUUAAUUGGAAAUGGAUGAAUCAGUCAAAAUGUUUAAAAAAAAACACUCUAGUUCUGAAAUUUUAAGGACUCGGAUAAAAAGACAGAGUAAAAAAUAAAUUUAAGCAAAUGAAACAUUUUACAAAAUAUAUUUUUCUAUUUAAAACUACUUCUAAAAGUAAUUUUUUUCUAAAAGGUUGCUCUAACUAGUUUCUACCCACCUGUGAUCCUGACAGAAAUCCUCACCAGUUAAAGUCCAGUCAACCCAGUAAGAAUCUAAUCAACUCCCUGAUUUUUAUAUUUAUAAAAUUAAGUUGUUUUUUCCUCUGAAUGUCCCAAAGUGAGUCGGACCGGACCGUUAACGGUUCUUUGUUUUUACUCGGUGGUUUUAAUGUUUUUGGCUAAUAGCUGUGCUUGCUAACAGUUUUAUUAGCCAGAGAGCAAUCACUGAAACUUCCUCUAAAG